AUGGCCUUUUUCCCUUUUGCACAGGAAGCCGAGCAGCAGGAGAAGAAGUUUGACUGCACGGGCUACGACCACGAGCUGGUGGAGCUGCUGGAGCGGGACAUUCUGCAGCGGAACCCGAGUGUGCGCUGGGAUGACAUUGCGGACCUGCACGAGGCCAAGAAGCUGCUGGAGGAGGCCGUCGUGCUGCCCAUGUGGAUGCCAGACUUCUUCAAGGGCAUCCGCCGCCCUUGGAAGGGUGUGCUGAUGGUUGGGCCACCAGGCACUGGCAAGACCAUGCUGGCCAAGGCAGUGGCCACAGAGUGCAGCACGACAUUCUUCAAUGUCUCUUCAUCCACUCUCACCUCCAAGUACCGGGGCGAAAGUGAAAAGUUGGUGCGCCUGCUCUUUGAGAUGGCCCGGUUCCAUGCCCCCAGCACCAUCUUCAUUGACGAAAUUGAUUCCCUGUGUUCCCGAAGAGGCUCCGACUCGGAGCACGAGGCCAGCCGGCGUGUGAAAUCGGAGCUGCUCAUUCAGAUGGAUGGCAUCACCAACAAUGAGGACCCAGCCAAGGUGGUGAUGGUGUUGGCAGCCACCAACUUUCCCUGGGACAUUGAUGAAGCACUUCGCCGGAGGCUCGAGAAGCGCAUCUACAUUCCUCUGCCCAACAGUGCUGGGAGGGAGGCACUGCUGAGGAUCAACUUGAAGGAUGUUGAGGUCUGCCCCGAGCUUGACAUUAACCUCAUUGCGGAGCAACUGGAUGGCUAUUCCGGUGCUGUCACCAAUGUCUGCAGGGAUGCUUCAAUGAUGGCAAUGCGACGAAGAAUACAUGGUCUCACUCCAGAGGAAAUUCGCAACCUUACCAAGGAAGAGCUCGAACUUCCAGUUAGCCGAGAUGACUUCGAGGAGGCCAUACGCAAGAUCAACAAAUCAGUUAGCCGGGAGGAUCUGGAGAAGUAUGAGAAGUGGAUGUCUGAAUUCGGCUCAACCUAAUUGUCUUUUUACGUUCACUAGCACUCCUGUUUGCUAAACGCUUGCAGCCUAUCCGUCAUCCCUUCAAGGCUCUCACCGUGAAGGUCCAGUGUGCCUAUUGUUUUCAUCAAGAUUUUACGUGUGCUGCAACAUGCACAGUUUUCUCAAGUAUGUUAUCGACUGUUCUUUCGAGGCCUGCACUUGACGGCUAAGUGAGUGUUUAGCCAAUAAGUGUUGUGACACUUUGUAUGCAAUGAUCCCAGUGCACUACUCAUGUUUUGUGUUUGGUCCACUGUGAAGGCAUGCUCGAGCACGUCAAUGUGCGUUGCAGCCAUUGAGAUCUGUUCCAAAUAGAUAUCAGUGCUCGGGCUGCUUUCUUGUUGCCAGGUGCCUGGAGCUAAGCAGUAACGAUGUGGCCUGCUCCUGGCAUGAGCUUGACCAACUGAUGGUGGCCAAAUACAGUGAGCUGUUAAACUCUUUUUAAUAGCCGAUUUGGGUGGCUGUGUCGUCUGCUGCCACUGCCGCCACCAGUGUCUGUCACACCUAUCGCACGUGAAAGAGACAACAUUCAGUUCCUGCCAUAAUCAGACUUGACUAUGCUAUGAAGCUGCUUUGGAAAGAAAACCCUAUGGGCGGUCCUGUUGGGGCAAAAAGUCGCGCGUGCUGCUAUGCAAAUGCUACGAACGGAUACAUAGUAUUGCACCAGGCAUCAUACCAUGUGAAUUGCCAUAAUGUCCUCUAUAAUUUCAGUGCCCGGCAAGCCAUCAGCACAAUAGGAAAGUGCCAUUGGCGGAGUUACGCAGCUCCGCCACUAUACGCUGGGGGUGCCACUCAUGUAGGGCCGCUGGAAGGGUGGCGGUACGCAUAUUUUGUUGUUGUAUUGCAGUUCUCAAGUGUUCUGGGCGUUGGUCAUCUGGUCCUUGUUACUUGUGACGUGAAAAAUGAACCAUUUGACAUAAUUUUCACAAACAUGAUAGUUGGUCCUCCAGCGGCAAAAAUGGGGUGAUAACUGUGCCCGGCUUGGUCUUUCAGAAAUCCAAGUGCUGAUGUCAUGUCUCGAGAAAGCACUUGCAACGCCCUUUUCACAUUCAUUUUCUCGUUGUUGUUAGGAUAUACAUGCUUUCUGCUCAAGUUCCGCACUGGCUUGAGAAGCUGUUCUUUUUGCAUUUCAUACAGCUUCGUUUUGGUCGGCUGUCAUACGUUGGCGAAGCUAUCUUUUGCUUGGUGCUACGGCUACAAAUGCUUACAAGUGCACUUGAAAGUAAACAAUCACAGCAGCAAAAAAACGUUGCAGUGCGCGAUUGCCUAGGUGCAGCAGCGUGCAAUACAGUGGCAGAAGCGCCAAAAACCACAACAGACUUUACCUACGCGGGUGGCACCACGCCGCGUAGGAAUGCAGCGUAAUACCACGGUGGGUGAGAGGGAAGGAUGAUGGUGGCACAGAAAGUAUAGAGGAGGCCUCUGUGGAAUUGCUUAACAAGGGGGGGCUUUAAAGUCGUCUACCCAGCGCAAAGGGCUCAGCCAUGAUGAUCACUUUGUGCAGCAACAUAGAUGCAGAUAUGUCUUUGCAGUCACAUAGCAAAACUGCAAGCGCCAAGCCACAUGAUUUGUGUAAUAGGUGGAAGCUUAAGGCUGUGCAGCCAUUACAAAGGGCUGUGCUGUAGUUAAUUAUUAUUAUUAGCAGCAGUAGCAUUAUUAGCGGCCUUCCAUCUCGCAAGGUGUCAUGCCAGGUCAACUGCACCAUGUGUGGGUGCAAUAAAGCUGCCUAACCAUUACAGACACCUGUACCACAGUUCUUUAUAGUCAUAAGCUAGAGCAGCUACGUAGCUGCAAACAUUGUGUGGCAGAUGCUAGUCUGGGACUACAAAGAGUGACCUUCCGUAUAUUGCCGAUUAUAAGUCGACCCCCCCAACUUGCAACCCCUUAACCCCUUCUAGGGCAAAAAAAAGUUGACUUCGAACACAGCCUCAUGCUGCGGCCAUAGCUCACCAAUAAGUUUUUCAGAAGAGGGAGUGAUGCAAAGAAACAUUUAUUUGCCCGUGAAACAUUGCUUACGACUCGUCGUCGCUUGAGAGAAGGACGCAGUCACGGUCAUUGCCAUCAUGUGAGCCACUGCUGCUGCUCGCCGUCGGAACGGGUGCCGGUGGUACUGAGAUGCCGCACGUGGAAAACGCCGCGUGGACCAUGUCGGUUGGCAGUCCAUACCAGGCAUCGUUGACACAUUUCUUGGAUACUUCAAACUCGGUUUGCGGGAUGCACAUAUCCUUCGCCACAGUUCGGGCUUUUGCUUCAAUAUCAUUGUAGCGAACACUCAGGCUCUUGCUUCUCUGGUCAUGAACCCAAUCUGGAACCGUCUCCUCAAUGGCAGGGUAUCGUCCAGACUUUGGUCCGCGAAAGGAACAGCGUGUAGCAGCGCACGCGAAGAUCUUGGUCCUUUGUUUCUCCAUUCCCUCAUGCACUUUUCCGACACAUCAAACUUGCGCCCUGCUUCAACGUUGCUUUCCGACUCUGCAUAGAGGAUUGCUUGCCUCUUGAAAGCAGCGCUGUACUGUUGCCAACGUAGCAGUGGCAUCUUGGCGUCCGUUUGGCAGCGUCGCAAAUUGCGCACACCACUGCUCGCAAGCGAAGCGAAAUGCAGAAAUGGCGAACAGGUGUGAGUGCAAAAAGACGUGAAGACGCUUGUGGGCUCAUGUGACUGGUCAUGUGGUUUAGUUCCCCGCAAAGUGUUGCCAGCCAACACGGCGCUGCCAGCUUUUCUGUGAAACGCCGAUGGUUUGUCAACGAAUCGUUUCUAUUGUAUGAAAACAAAACUGCAGGGCGCAUCGCAAGGUAAAUUCCUCUUUAUUCAUAGAGCAUCGCUCGCCCUCUAUCAAAGGUUUGAAAUGGCUUUCGAGACCGUGUUUCCCAAGCAGUUCGCAUUAAUGCCGCGCGGCGGUGAUUUUUAAACGCGCUCCGUAGUUUCGCCUCGCGUGGUUUCGCUAUAGUUUCGCGAUCAUUGUGGCAGGUCACAAAAAUGUCCGGCUCCGGAAGCGGCGCGCGCGUUGAGAGAUAGCUAUUGCCGCGACUCCGCUGCCUCUGCGGCUGAUGUUAUCGAUGCGUCGAAUAGCAGAAAAUUAAAGGACGACGACCUUUCGUCGGACCCCACAGAUAAGUCGACUUUACGAUUCCGCGUAUAGGUCGACCCCCGAACUUUGGAAGGUCAUUUUAUAAAAAAAACGUCGACUUAUAAUCGGCAAUAUACGGUAAUACAGUUAUGCUCAUUUUUCAGCUGUUAGUACAUUCCCACAAAACACGAUUAUUUGGCACCAACAUUUUGUUUAUUACCAAACUACAGUUGUAUAAGCCUGUGCAGUUGAGAGCAGUGGUCGCUCACUGCGGCAGCUUUCCUGCAGUAUUGGCCCACCCGCUCUUCCUACGCUAGCAAAUCACCGAACCGAUCGUUACACACCGCACUCGCAGCUAUCUUAUUAUUAGGUUACAUGGUGCCACAGGCCUUGUUUGUCCAAGAGUUGCAGAAAAAAAUAAAAUUUUCAAAACCAUUG
This is a messenger RNA of Rhipicephalus sanguineus (brown dog tick), 4490 nucleotides long. It is a transcript of the gene Kat60, whose product is annotated as katanin p60 ATPase-containing subunit A1-like. The record is from RefSeq and is a predicted model, not a curated record. Gene Ontology annotation, biological process: microtubule severing. Gene Ontology annotation, molecular function: ATP hydrolysis activity; ATP binding; microtubule binding. Lineage: Eukaryota; Metazoa; Arthropoda; Arachnida; Ixodida; Ixodidae. Gene Ontology annotation, cellular component: microtubule cytoskeleton.